Molecule: messenger RNA, 1974 nt
Organism: Xylona heveae TC161
Lineage: Eukaryota; Fungi; Ascomycota; Xylonomycetes; Xylonales; Xylonaceae
Product: nuclear protein Qri2/Nse4
Exons: 4
Coding region: 173-1627 (484 amino acids)
Biological process (GO): DNA repair
Cellular component (GO): Smc5-Smc6 complex; nucleus
Source: RefSeq, a predicted model, not a curated record
AAAACAACGAAAGGAAACAUAUUACUUUGUAUAUGCACGGCCAAAUAAAACCCUAUUUUUUCGAGGAGCACGUGUUUCAUGACCCCGGCUCUCUCGAGAUAAAGCAUAGCCUCAUCGCGCGACUGAGCGAGCGCAACCCCAUUCAACUUCACCGCCAGGUCUACAAUUUGCAAUGGCACGUUUGGCGCGCGUGAGCUCAUCGCCUGAACCAAAUUCAAACAACACAUUGUCACAGACUGGUCGCGAAUACUCUGCCGCGGAUUCGCCCACCCCAACAGCGUCAUUUUCGUCGGACAAGGAAAAUCAAACCAGCAUCGCGAGGGGCCGACAACACAAAGGCAAAGCCAUCGCAAGGCCCGAUAUGGAAUCGUCAUUGCCGACCCCGGACUCGAAUGCGGAAAAUAGUGAGCGUGGAGCUAAACGACGAAAGGUGGAAGCCUUGCGGCAACGAGAAAACGCGACGCAACGUGCCAUUUCCGACUUGGAAGAUAUUAUCGACACCAAGUAUUAUGAUCCGGAUCAAGACCCCGAGGAACGCCGAAGGGUGCGCAAGCAACUACGCGAUUUGUCGCGAACACUUAAUGAAUCGCGACAAGAAUUCCUCAACCCGGAUUCAAAGGGCCUCCAGGAAACUGUUAAGAAGGCCAAUGACUUAAUGCUUAAUGUCCGCAACACGUCGGACGCAACGAUUGAUUCGCGACUACUUGUCACAGCCGCGGAUCUCGGGCGCAAGAAGAUUUCGCAUCUUGCACUAGGUAGUGGUGGACAAGGCAUUGAAAUUGACGAAUUUGUAUCAAAAUGCAUAAAUUUCAUGCGGCAUGGGACACAAGAAGAAGAAGAAGGCCAAGCUAGCACGCAAAACCAUCGACACGCCCGACAACGCGAUGCCCGUGUUGAAGACGAUCAGGGCGAGAGUGACGAAGAAGACGAGAACGAUGGCGAUGCCCUCAACUGGGCCUGGCUUGGGCGGCGCGCAUGCUUUCCACAUAAUGCCCGCCCCGCCGUCUCGGGGUUUCUUCUGGGACCUUUAUCUGUACAAAAGCGUAGCAGAGUUCAACGGAGACAAGUGCGACUCCAACGACGCAAUCCCUUAGACGUAGUACGCCCACAGGAGCUUGAGGCCACGGACUUGCAGAAGACGGAAAAUUCGAAUCUCACCACACUGUGCAAGAAUAUCCGUGAGCAACUCCAGCGGACGCAGAACGAAGGCGAGGCGAGAGUGAACGACGAGGCAACAGAGGACAUGUCGCAGGAAGAAGUCGAUGCGCUAAUGGCCAAAUACGCGAUUUGCGAUGACGGCGGCGUGUCCUUUUUCAAGUUUGUCAUAAAUCCGCUCUCAUUCGGCCAGACCGUGGAGAAUAUGUUCUAUGUGAGCUUUUUGAUUCGCGAUGGAAGCGCGGGGAUUGGGCGUGAUAAACACGGGAUGCCAACUCUGCAUGCAAGUAUUCCUAUGAACAAGCAAACCAUCCGAGAACAAAAUGUGCACAAACAUCAAGCUGUCUUCAGUCUCGAUUGGGAAACUUGGCAGGGCCUCAUUGAAGCGUUCGAUAUCACUGACUGCUGUAUACCAAAUCGCGCCGCCGAUGCAGGUGCUCUGAAACAAGGUGCCGGUGGGUGGUAUGGAUAAAGCAGUCACUAUAAUCACUGGUACACUAUACUUAUUCACCUUUUGUGAGGGAACAUUUAUUGUCAUGUGAGGAGCUUUGGUGAUAACUAGCGAUGGCUUUUAUUUGGCGCUCUAGUCCGAUGCUUUUUUUUUUUCCCCUUUUCCCAGAUACCUUAAGAAGCUAUUCGGUUGUUUCUCCUUCGAUUUUAGAGCAAGUUGCACCGUUUCUCUCUACUUUUAAUGCAAGCUUAUGCCGCUGUCUGUUCAAUCAUUUUCAUUGAAUGCCGCCAUUCGCUUGUUUGAAUAGUAAUAAGCGCUUUUCAAGCCCUCCGUAGCCUCGAAAAUUGAUUCUGACGUCAAAGACCAUG